Molecule: messenger RNA, 1159 nt
Organism: Prorocentrum cordatum
Lineage: Eukaryota; Dinophyceae; Prorocentrales; Prorocentraceae
Source: the annotation of a GenBank genome assembly
GUGUCCGAGUGGCCACUGUGGCACGUCAUGCGUGUCGCGAAUGACAAGCGGGAGACGCACUUCCCCGAUUCGUCCUGCAGUGCCGACGCGCUCUACUCAUUGAGACAGGUCAUCGAGAACGACACCCUCAGCACUGCUUUUUCUGGCAUUGACGCUCCAGGCACGGCGUACUCGUUGAUGGGGCAGGCAGUUGCGGACCUCAUCAAGGCAAAAUGUGGAGAGUCUAUUCCUGUGCCUCGCGCCUCCCACAUCCACGCCAUAGAGUACGAUGCUGCCUGUAAGGCCGAGCUGAUGGCGGCCCCCCAUGGACCGCAAUGCCUGUUCAGCAAUAUCGUGGAAUUCGGAGCUGAUGCGAUCCAGCCCUGGCUCUUAAGCGUUGGGAAGGCUGCAAGGCAUAACUCCAAGAACAGCAAGACGAACCAGAAUGCCGCCGUGGGAGGAGUCGGCGUCUACGACGCUCUGUGUCCAACGGUGCUCGCCGGCUUUGCUGUGAAGAAUGCGGCGCACUGCUGCGUUCACGGUCGCACGUGUUUCCUCAAGUCCGCACACACCCAUAUCGCAGGAACGCCGUGUACUGAUGAAUCCAAAAUGGGACACCAGAUGGGAGGAUUGGACGGCAAUACCACCUUAUAUUUUCUGAUCUGGGUUGGGUUGCGCAUUCGCUUGCAAGAACCCGUGAUUGUGCAGGAGAAUGUCAAGGGCUUCUCCACCGGAUUUCUCACGCACCUCUUGGGCAAAUGGUACGAUGUGGAAGAUGUUGUUUUACAGAGUACGAGCUAUGGUUUCCCUGCGAUGCGCACAAGGAAAUUUGUGGUGCUGACGCACAAGUUCAAAGUUGCUGCUACGAGGUGUUCUUUGACGAGCUUCACACGUGCGCUGGAACGGACAACCAGCCUAACAUGGAAAGCGUUCUUCGUGGAUGACGCCGACUCGUUGAAGGAUGAGCUGAGGUGGGCCCUUGCUAGGAAGCUCAAGCAAGACCGAAAUCUGUCCAAGAGUGAGCAAGCGGCCGAACUCGACGUUGCGAUGGCACGGUUCGACGCUGGUGCCUCCGAAACGUUCGAGAAGCUCCUCUUGGCGUUCGAGGUGGGGACGCUGUCGGAGUACCGUGCUCGCUACGGGGGCAAGCCCUGGUCGUUGCACCAGAAUCCUGCGACAG